AUGAGCUCAUCCACGAGCCGCAUCACGGAGCUUGCUUCAACAAUCUCCAAGAACACCGCCAUAGUCGACCAGUACUUUACCGAUAAUGGUAUACCCACUCCUUCCUUCGCUGCCGAUGGCCCACUGCUCGAGCAUCCUUUGCCUCCCGUAAUCAACGCCGCCCGGAUUGAAGUUAUCGACGCUACUAUCGAGCUGCAUGAGUUGUUACAAGGUCCUCGUCGCAUGAUACAGAAUGCCGCAUGCGAUAUUAGGGUCGAUUGUCGUCUACUCUACAACCAAAAGCUCGCCUUCAUAGUUCCACUGGACAAUCCUGAGGGUAUUACCUAUGCCGAACUCUCGAAACGAACCGGCAUCGCUCAGGAUGCUCUCACCCGGAUUUUCAGGUCGCUCAUUCUUCAUCGCAUCUUUGUCGAGCCUAAAGUUGGUCACGUCGCUCAUUCCGCUGCGUCCCGAUUGCUGGCCACAGACGCAAUAAUGCAAGACUGGCUGGGGUUCAUGCUUGAAGAUCGACGUCCCGCAAUCGACCAUCUGGCGACAGCAUUAGAACUAUUCCCAGCAGCAGAUGAGCCAACGGAGACCGGAGCCAGUCUCGCCUUUCGUCAGGACUUUUCACAGCCACUUCAGGGCUUCUACACCUGCCUUGCUCAACAGCCGGAUCGCUCAAGGAGGUUUGCGGUGACUAUGAGUAUGUAUCACAAGCAGGACUUUUUCGAUCCUCGACACAUUGUCGAAGGAUAUCCGUGGGCAGACUUACCGGAUGGUGCCACGGUGGUUGAUCUUGGUGGCUCGCGAGGCGAAGUGGCCAUGACCAUCACGCGUGCUUUCCCGCAGCUCAAGUUCGUCGUCGAAGACCUUCCGGACACGAUCGCCGCAGCUUCUAGCCCGCCGGAUGGUCUCAACGUAUCCUUCUUGGCACACGAUUUCUUUCAGCCGCAGCCCGUAAAAGGUGCUGCGGUGUACAUGUUUCGAUGGAUCCUUCAUAACUGGCCAACCAAAUUCKGUAUCAGGAUUCUGCAAAAUUUGAUCCCUGCCUUCACCAACGGGGCGAGAGUCCUGGUCAUAGAUACUGUCACUCCGCCGUUUGGAUCCCUACCGAAUACGAUUGAACGCGAUAUGAGGUCCUCGGAUCUCUCCAUGUUGGCAAAUUUCAAUGCAAAGGAACGGGAGGCGUGGGWGUGGGAGGAUCUGUUUGGUCGAGUCGACGAGAGGCUCAAGUUCCUUGGUAUUAAAAAGAAAGAUGGCUGUCGAGACUCUUUCAUUGAGGCAGUUUGGGAAGGCUAG
Ramularia collo-cygni is the source of this 1281-nucleotide messenger RNA. RefSeq names its product related to sterigmatocystin 7-O-methyltransferase precursor. NCBI's taxonomy places the organism in Eukaryota, Fungi, Ascomycota, Dothideomycetes, Mycosphaerellales, Mycosphaerellaceae. Bases 1 to 1281 code for a protein of 426 amino acids. Gene Ontology annotation, molecular function: O-methyltransferase activity. The transcript is spliced from 2 exons. The record is from RefSeq and is a predicted model, not a curated record.